This is a messenger RNA of Diospyros lotus (date-plum), 1774 nucleotides long. RefSeq lists its product as uncharacterized. NCBI's taxonomy places the organism in Eukaryota, Viridiplantae, Streptophyta, Magnoliopsida, Ericales, Ebenaceae. The coding region runs from base 348 to 1412 and encodes 354 amino acids. Gene Ontology annotation, cellular component: Golgi apparatus. The transcript has 9 exons. The record is from RefSeq and is a predicted model, not a curated record.
CCCGGGUCAAAACCGGUAGCCGGAGCUCCGAAACUCGAAUCGGGCUUUGUCAUUGCGCAGGAACAAAUCCCAGAUCCCAAAUCCCAAAUCCCAAAUACGGAAGAACGUCUGAUGAAAACGUUGGAUUCUCACAUUGCAAGAAAUCACGCAGAAACAAAGCAGGCCCAAGGGACUGACUGAUCUCUGCUCGCUACAGAUCUCUCGCUCAUCGGUUGGUGAUUCACCUGAAAACCCUAGAAAUUACGACAAAUCCGUCCUCGUUUCGUCUCCAAUCUGAAUCGCGGAGCGGAGUUCCCAAAUUUCCCUAAUCUCGACCUCAUCAAUUGUGAACACGCCAAUCACUUGCGAUGGUGGUCUGCAAAUGCCGCAAGGCAACUAAACUGUACUGUUUCGUACACAAGGUUCCUGUUUGCGGAGAAUGCAUAUGUUUCUCGGAGCACCAAAUAUGUGUGGUCCGAACUUACUCAGAAUGGGUAAUAGAUGGAGAGUAUGAUUGGCCCCCCAAAUGCUGCCUAUGUCAGGCUGUGAUUGAAGAGGGGACCGAUCCUCAAACUACUCGAUUGGGUUGCUUGCAUAUUAUACAUACAAAUUGCUUGGUCUCGCAUAUUAAAGGUUUUCCUCCUCACACUGCUCCGGCUGGAUAUCUCUGUCCUGCCUGUUCCAUCCCGAUAUGGCCUCCAAAAAUUAUAAAAGAUUCUGGAUCUCGCCUUCAUUCAAAGCUAAAGGAAGCAAUUAUGCAGACUGGUCUUGAAAAGAAUCUGUUUGGAAGUCAUCCAGUUUCCUUGCCAACAGAAUUCCGUACUCCUCCUCCUGCUUUUGCAUCAGAUCCACUGAUGGAUGUCUCUGCCACUGGCAAUAGCUCAGCCAUAGUGGGAAAAGAUACAGAAGGAUUCUCAGCUGCAACUGGAACAGGCACAAAUGAUAUUGUGGAGAUAGAAGGCCCUAGUUCAAUGAAUUCCUCUCUAUCUAAUCAGCACUCCAGUUUUAUGAAAAGUGCAAGUCCUGCUGGUCCUGGUGCUACAACCCGAAAGAGUGCUGUCCAAGUUGAUAGACAAAACUCUGAAAUUUCGUAUUAUGCUGAUGAUGAUGAAGAUGGGAAUCAGAAGAAGUACACAAGGAGGGGUUCUUUCCGCCAUAAGUUUUUUAGGUCGUUGCUACCUUUCUGGUCGAGUGCAUUACCAACACUACCAGUAACUGUACCUCCACGGAAAGAUUCGUCAAAUGCAGAUGAUAUCCCAGAGGGCCGAGUGCGCCACCAAAGAUCUUCAAGGAUGGAUCCAAGAAAAAUUCUUCUCAUCAUAGCCAUCAUGGCAUGCAUGGCUACAAUGGGCAUUCUGUACUACAGACUUGCGCAGCGUGGUUUUGGCGAGGAGUUGCUGGAUGAUGAGCAGCAGCAGCAGAAGCAGCAGUGAUCCAAAGUUUUUGUACUUAAAAAAAGAAGAGAGGCCAUUACAAUGGCCUGAAUGAAGCUGUGUAUGGAUCGGAUUUCCUCCUCCUAUUGCAAAUGUGUCUGUUACUUCUUCUGCUUGGUGAGGUCCCUUUCUGUGAAAAUAUUCGCUUUAUUCAUAGUGCAGCUGCCGCAUGAAAAAUUGAUUGAUCCUCUGCUACUGUAAGGAAUUUUCAUUUCUGUUUGUGUUGUAGUAUUCUUCCUUUAGCAAAACUGACAUCGUUGAUCUUUUCUUUUCUUUUCUUUUCUUUUUUUGUUGGAUGGCAAAGCCAGAUGAGGAUAAAAUUAUUUCUUUAAAAUGAUUUAUUUGCAAGUAUAUUAGUUAUC